This is a messenger RNA of Panicum virgatum (switchgrass), 1603 nucleotides long. RefSeq lists its product as uncharacterized. The record is from RefSeq and is a predicted model, not a curated record. NCBI's taxonomy places the organism in Eukaryota, Viridiplantae, Streptophyta, Magnoliopsida, Poales, Poaceae. Bases 214 to 993 code for a protein of 259 amino acids. The transcript has 8 exons.
CAGGAUGCUGGUAUAAAGGGGUGUAAAGGACCUGGAUGCAGCUCCGAAGUUCUGAGAUUCUCUCAUCUACCAGCUCUCACAUAUAUACCGUGGACAAUCUGAGCGUUACCUAUGAUUGUAAACCUUUCAGUCAACAAUAAUUAUCUUCAUAGUAGGUGCUGCAAUAUGUUGCAUGUCUGAAUUUUCAGCUGAUAUAACGAGUGAAUAGUCAGAAUGAAACUAAAUCCACUCCUUGCGGUAUUGUCUGCGGCAGCAAUCGGAUUCUUCAUCGGCGUUUCUUUUCCUGUACAAAUCACACCAAAGGUGAAUCCCUUCAGCUUUGGUGAUGGGAACUGCACCUUCGUUGCCAGCUACCUACUUGGCAGAUUCUCGACGCCGAUCAGAAACGACACUUCUACUGUGGACAGGACUCCACUCCUGCAGUCAAAUGCUAGUUCAGAGAAGUUUGUUGCACCGGCAAAGCCGCCGAAAGGCGCGGAGAGGCUACCACCAAACGUCGUAGUUGGAGAGUCUGAUCUUCACAUGCGCCGGCUGUGGGGACACCCGCGUGAGGACACCCCCACUCGCAAGUACCUUUUGGUGCUGACAGUUGGUUACAGUGACAAGGUCAACGUUAACGCCACUGUUCACAAGUUCUCUGAAAAUUUUGACGUGUUGCUGUUCCACUAUGACGGGCACACGACGGAGUGGGACGAAUUCGAGUGGUCCAAGCAGGCCGUCCAUGUCAGCGCCAGGAAGCAGGCCAAGUGGUGGUACGCCAAGAGGUUCAUGCACCCAAGCAUCGUGGCGCCGUAUGAGUACAUCUUCAUCUGGGACCAGGACCUCGGCUCCGAGACCUUCGACGCGGAGGAGUACAUCAAGAUUGUGAGGAAGCACGGGCUGGAGAUCUCGCAGCCGGGCAUGGACAUCACCCGGGGGGUGAAGACCUACGACAUCAACGUCAGGAGGAACGACACCGAGAUACACACGCAAGUGUUUCCUUUUAUUAACUAGCUAGCUAGCUAGCCACAAGUACUGGUAUCUAUCUUAAUUAUGCUCCAGUUUGCUAAUAUACGAAGCAUUGAUUCUAUGCACAGGUCGACGUCUGCCGGCAAGUGCAGUGACGACGUGCACAAGCGGCCGUGCAGCGCGUUCGUGGAGGUGAACGCGCCCGUCUUCACGAGGGAGGCAUGGGCGUGCGUCUGGCACAUGAUCCAGAACGACCUCGUCCAUGGCUGGGGUCUCGAUUGGAACUUCUGGAGAUGCGUCGACGAGCCUGAGAAGCAGAUCGGCAUCGUGGACGCGCAGUACGUGGCGCAUCACCGGGGGUUUACGCUGGGGAACCCGGGCAACGAAACCUUGGAUGGAAGCCGCCGCAAGGUGCGGCUCCGGGCGUCGGCGGAGUUCGGCAUGUUCAAAGCAAGAUUGCACAACGCGGACAAGGCCCAGGCAGCAGCUCUUCUUGCCCAAUCGGAUGCAGCCCCGCGCGAUCAGAGUCAUCGUUAGGGAGAGAUGUGAUUGAGUUACACAUAUAUGCCCCUAAAUAAUUAUUGACGUCGGCUAGGGUGCAAAUUAAUUGGUGAUCCUUAAAUGCACCUUCAACUUUUUUUAUAUACUAUUUUUU